AUCUCCAGAGGAAAAUUUUGAGGAGUGUUGUAUUGAGGAAAUGUCGGAAGAUGUAACUUUGAGGAUAAAAUCUUUACCCACUCCAAAAAGUUUAUUAAUGCCUCCAAAGUCGAGAGCAACUGACGUGGCCAGGAGCAAAAGAGACAUUUCCUCUAAGAUGCUGGAUUUGAUUGUCAAUCAAAAGUUCAACGGAUCUUGGGAGUUAACAGACAAACUUUCACAAAUAUUCAACAAAUCACGGGAUGAAAUAAAAGCAUCUGCUGUGGUACAGGAUGUCAGUGUUUGGACAACAGCUCUUGGAAUUGCAUUUUUGAGAAAAUAUUUCUUAAAACAAAGAGAGGAAUGGGUGAUAAUCGAGGAGAAAGCAUUGAACUGGUUGAAAACCAGAGAUGUUGAAGGCAAAGAUGUCGUACAGGAAGCCAUGAAAUUUUUAUCAACAUAAAUCAUUUUGUAACUUCAGUACUAUUCUUGUCCUUUUUAAUCAAAUUCUUAACUCAUACAUGAUACUAGUACAAUAUUUAGGAAUUAACCCUUUUGUAAUUCAGCCGUCGCCAUAUAUAUAUAUACGAUACAUAUAAAAUGCUUCCUGUCAAUUAUAUUGAUAGUCCUAGAAUGUAGAGCAGUAUGAUUAAUUUAAGGCAUAUGGUCCUUUUGGGCCUGGUCGUUUGCAUGUAUUUACAUAGUAACACAUUAAACUUGUGUAUUUGAUUAAUCGUUAAUGACAUCCAGUAUGUUAGUAAAAAAUAUAGUUAAUUUUUUAAUCUUAUUUAUUUAAUAUUAAAACAUACAGUUGUGAUUUUGAAAAUGGACACUAUUUUGCGUUCUCAAAUAUAAGAUGGUUACCGAAAGAGUACGGAUAAAAGGUGGCCUGUGUAAAUGAAUUUGAAAAAUGUUAAGGUGUAGCAUAUUGAUAAACCGUUUUUCGGCAUCCAACCACCCAUUGAUAGGAGUUAAAGAUAAACAAUAAAAGUCAUCAAACUGUGUCAAAUCAACUACAUGCAACCAAAUAUUGACAAGUGUCUCAGAUUUCUGUGAAAACUUUUAUCAAUUUGUUGAGUAAAAAUCGUAAAGUUGGGUAUUGGUGGAAUAUGUUUACUAUUUGCAAAUACAUGAGUCAUCAUACAUUUUGAAAUUGCACUUUAGUUAAUGGUAGUUAAAAGAGAAAUUAACUUAAUUGAUUUUAUUUUGAUUUCUUAGUAUAAACAGUUGAUAUUUAUUUCCAUUAAUACGUAAAUACAUGUUAUUUUCAAUAUUUUCAAUAUGGAAAACCGUACAGGUACCCCUCCCCCCACAUUAUUAUAAGUAUACCAAAAAUUAAAAUGGCAUCCAAAAAUAAAAUUCCUGCUUUUUUACAUUUUUUUUUCACGCAACAAUUAUAAUUUCAGCUUGUCUGUCCUAUGGAAAUCUCAAGUCAUGUUCUAAAUACAUCAUUGUAUUUCAAUCCCGACAGGUUGGGAUUACACUACAGGCCCGUAGGAAGCAAUUUCACCUUGAGAGGGCACGACCAUACAUUUUCAGUUGGGUUUCAGUUCAACUACCAGAAUUCCUUUACAAGCAAAAAUAAAAAAAGGUCAUCAGACGUUAUUAUUGAGGGGCACAAGCAUAUAGUAGCACAGUUGCUAUGUUUUCUAUAUAUGUAGUAUUCUAUAUAUUGGCAAAACUAUUGGGGACACCCCCCCCCCCCCCGUGCUCCCCGCCCCUAUGGCCAGGUAGAAUCCUUGUUAAGUCAGGAUUGCAAACAAGACCAAUCCAUGAUUUUCAACCCUGGUACACAUGUACAUCCAAUCUUGACCGGUCAGGUUUUGAUUUCAAUCCUGGUCAAUAACACGACCAUCCAAUCCUGGAUGUAAAUUAUAUAACAUUUCAUGUAAAUUUAAUCGUCAGUUAAAGUAUUACUGGCACCAAUUUAGUUAUAAACUUUUCCUUCACGUGCACCCUAUUGAUAUGGCUACUCAACUCGAUUAAAGAUUUUACCCACUAAAUUUUUGGACCCCAAAAUGUCGAUAUACUUGUCGAUUUAUUUUUAAAAAUGACCGGUUACAGUUAUUACUGUUCCUUAGUCCUUUGAGAAAAUUAAAAAAAUGCAAUAUACAUCUAAAUUGUG
This is a messenger RNA of Saccostrea echinata, 2104 nucleotides long. Its product is annotated as von Willebrand factor A domain-containing protein 5A-like. Bases 41 to 442 code for a protein of 133 amino acids. The record is from RefSeq and is a predicted model, not a curated record. Lineage: Eukaryota; Metazoa; Mollusca; Bivalvia; Ostreida; Ostreidae. The transcript has 4 exons.